UUGAAGAAUUACGAAAGCUCCCAACUGCCGAGUCAUGGAAAAGGUUUGUACAGUUUGCAAGUAAAUUUGGGAAAAAACUGUUAAUGAACUUCAAGCGGAUUUCUUGGGAGGGUUGCGUAAAACUUUAGGGGCUGCGUAAGGACGCAAAUUCGCCGCAUUCUUGAUGAAAUUGCCGAAUAAGCUCGGCUUAAAGACAGUAGCUUUUGGGCUUAGAGCAACUAUUUCAAAGGCUUCUGAGGAAUUUUGCGCAUAAUUUGCAGGUCAACCGACUGUAGUCCAGACGAAUAUUCUGAUCAGAAGCAUGGGACCGGUGUCGGAGCUGGAUAUGGAAUAUUCAAUGGAUUGCUACUUCAGACAGUACUGGCGUGACCAAAGACUGUCGUUUAUCGGCCCGAUAAAGUCUCUGUCCUUAUCCAUUAAAAUGCUGGAACGCAUCUGGCGUCCAGAUACGUAUUUCUACAACGGGAAAAACUCCUACGUCCAUACAAUAACAGUUCCAAACAAGCUGCUGCGGAUCAGUCAGGACGGUGGCAUUCUCUACUCGAUGCGCCUGACGAUAAAAGCCAAGUGUCCGAUGGAAUUGAAAAGUUUCCCCAUGGACCGGCAGUCUUGUCCAUUGAUUUUAGGGAGCUAUGCGUAUACAUCAAGGGACUUGGUUUAUCAAUGGCAAAGCGAGCGAAGUGUGAACUUCGUGGCUGGCAUGACACUGUCGCAGUUUGAUUUGAUGAGUUAUCCAUCCAGAAACUUUACUUUCAAGCGAAGAGAAGGCGAGUUUUCCGUUCUGGAAGUGUCCUUUAAUCUCCAAAGGCACACUGGAUACUUCCUGAUUCAAGUUUACGUUCCUUGCAUUCUCAUAGUGGUUCUUUCCUGGGUCUCCUUCUGGAUCCAUCGCGAAGCCACCAGCGAUCGGGUUGGUUUAGGCAUCACUACCGUGCUCACUCUAUCAACAAUAAGUCUGGAUUCCCGGACGGAUUUACCGAAAGUUCGCUACGCUACAGCUCUGGAUUGGUUCCUCCUCAUGAGCUUCCUCUACUGCAUUGCCACUUUAUUGGAGUUUGCUGGAGUGCAUUAUUUUACAAAGGUCGGCAGUGGCGAAAUUCCCAUCGAUGAGGACGAUUGGGAAGACUGCGAAGAACCAGCUGAAGAGUUUGUGGGCAGAAGCGCGGCCGAUUUACUUGAAACCGUCAAUGUGGACAGUCGCAGAAGAAGGAGCUCAAUUGUGUGCCCGAUUUAUAACACCGCUUCACUUUACCAGAGUCCUAGAAGAACCUCCUUGAUCUCCAACCCGCAUUCUUCACCUCCAGUGAGGACGACCGUAGAAAAAACCACGCAAACCGAAUACAAACCGCCCAAAUGGAAGCAGUUUUUGUACUGUUUGAAGGGCGACGAUAAAUUUCGCAGGCAAAGACAACGAGAAGCUGCCGCUUUAGAUUCCACUAAGGAUGGCCAACACGCCAUUCGGCAUGUGAACAGUGUUUCUUUGAUUGAUAAAACGGCCCGAAUAGUCUUCCCAACGUCUUUUGGACUGUUCAACCUCUUCUACUGGCUGGUCUACAUUAUGACGCAGGAGAAUUUCAAAUGGGGCGAUAACAAGUUGAAUCCCCAGAGCCAUUAAGGAGGGAAAGAAGAAAAUCGGCAACUGUUUUCCGAAAAAAAUCCUCAAAAUAGAGUGUUUUUCUAUUUAGUUAAUUUUCAGGUUGGUGGGAUGAAUUAUUUCUUCCAUUCAACACGUCCCAGAUGUAUACAGAGUGUUUCAAAAUCAAUUCCUUAGCAUUCCUAGGCUAGUAAUUGUAGAAAAUAGAGAUCUGAAAAUCUC
Molecule: messenger RNA, 1816 nt
Organism: Dendroctonus ponderosae (mountain pine beetle)
Lineage: Eukaryota; Metazoa; Arthropoda; Insecta; Coleoptera; Curculionidae
Product: gamma-aminobutyric acid receptor subunit alpha-1
Exons: 9
Coding region: 302-1615 (437 amino acids)
Biological process (GO): nervous system process; chemical synaptic transmission; regulation of membrane potential
Cellular component (GO): synapse; membrane; neuron projection
Molecular function (GO): GABA-A receptor activity; extracellular ligand-gated monoatomic ion channel activity; neurotransmitter receptor activity
Source: RefSeq, a predicted model, not a curated record